Rotaria sordida is the source of this 219-nucleotide messenger RNA. Lineage: Eukaryota; Metazoa; Rotifera; Eurotatoria; Philodinida; Philodinidae. The record is from the annotation of a GenBank genome assembly.
AUGAAAUUAACAAAACUAGAUAUGAUAGAAAUUUAUAAUAAAGUAAUUUAUAUUUUUUCUGAUAUUCGUACAAUGAAAGCUGAAAUUAUUCGUUGUAUAGCAACUAUAUUUCAUGAUGAUAUAGAUAUGACAUCUGGUGGUACUGAAUCGAUAUUAAUGGCUUGUAAAACUUAUCAUGAUUUAGCAAUAUCUAAAGGCAUUAUUAAACCUGAAAUGUAG